AAGUGUCAACUUUGCGCGUAAGCUUGUUUAUAAGUUCAACGCUAGUCAUCUGUCGUGCAGACGAAGUAACAGCACGUGGUACAGUUUAUCCGCCACAAACAAAACGGUCGUCGUGCAUAAUAUGUGUUGUUAUACAGUGAUGUGUUACAUGUUGAAUCUAUAUUCGUGAGAGUUUUAUUUUAAGUCGUAAAAAUAUUCAUUGUAGGAAACAAUGAAUUUGCUGUCGGAAGAAGGAUACCGUUUAGACGGCCGCAAGCCGAAUGAACUAAGAGUUAUUAAAUGCAAGCUAGGUGUUUUCAGUCAGCCUGAUGGUAGUGCAUAUUUGGAACAAGGCAACACAAAAGUGCUGGCAGCGGUCUAUGGUCCACAUGAGAUUCGAGGAAGCAAAACAAAAGCCAUACAUGACCAGGUGUAUGUCAACUGCCAGUACAGUAUGGCGACAUUCAGCACUGGUGAACGUAAACGAAGGCCCAGAGGUGACAGAAAAUCUCAAGAAAUGACUCAACAUCUGCGCCAGGCUCUGCAGGCGGCAAUUAAAACAGAGCUCUACCCGCGGUCCCAGAUUGAUGUCUUUGUAGAGGUUCUGCAGGCUGACGGUGGAAACUACUGUGUUUGUGUUAAUGCAGCUACUCUUGCAUUAAUUGAUGCUGGUAUUCCCAUGAAGGAGUACAUGAUAUCUUGCUCAGCCACUCUAGCGAGUAACAAUAAACCAAUGGUUGACAUAAGCCACGUGGAAGAAAUUUCUGGUGGAUGUAAUCUUACAAUUGCAGCUUUGCCAAUAUCUGGCCAGAUAGCUGUAAUGGAGAUGUCACAGAGGUUUCAUAUUGACAGUUUCCAUGAAGUGGUAGAGUGUGCACUGGAGGGAUGUCGUGAAAUCCAUCGGAUUUUGAAUGCACAAGUAAUUGAACAUGUACAAACUGCUGGUGUUGCAUCCAACUGGGGAAUGAAGUCCGCAAAUGAACUGUGAUUUCACUUUUACUUAAAAACAAUAACUUUGAACUUGUCUGUGGAUUCUAAAUUAUGUUGUGGCAACAAGUAUUGAGAGUACCAUAUUUUGAUACUAUAAAACUAUUUCAUUGUGUCUACAACCCUUA
Schistocerca piceifrons (Central American locust) is the source of this 1094-nucleotide messenger RNA. RefSeq names its product exosome complex component RRP41 (gene Ski6). The transcript is spliced from 4 exons. Gene Ontology annotation, cellular component: cytoplasmic exosome (RNase complex); nuclear exosome (RNase complex); nucleolus. Gene Ontology annotation, biological process: rRNA catabolic process; nuclear mRNA surveillance; U4 snRNA 3'-end processing. The record is from RefSeq and is a predicted model, not a curated record. NCBI's taxonomy places the organism in Eukaryota, Metazoa, Arthropoda, Insecta, Orthoptera, Acrididae. The coding region runs from base 212 to 967 and encodes 251 amino acids.